ACAAACACUGUUUACGUUAUCAGUAACGUAGCCAAGUCAAAGUCCUGUAGUUAGUAUUUACAGCCUUUAUAAAUCUUCAAGGACCAAAGGUGCUCAUAAAAACUAAGCAGGAAACUUCUCCUGUUGACAUUUAGUAGGAUAAUGGAGAAAGUGUGGCUUUUGUUUGGUGUAGCACUGCUAGCCACUGCAUAUUCUAUACCUGUCUCCUAUGAGCAACGAGAGGUUUAUGAAAAUGGUGAGGAUGAGAACCCCCUCCUAAACAAAGGUUUAGAUGCCAACCUGGUUGAAGGGGACAUUUUAAUUCCAGAAGGAAGGAAUGCCCUGGUUGACAAACGAUACAGAUGGAAAUUUCCAAUCCCUUACAUUCUUGGUGAUGAUUUGGACCUCAAUGCCAAAGGCUGUGUUCAUCAGGCUUUUGAAAUGUAUCGGCUGAAGUCCUGCAUUGACUUCAAGCCGUAUGAGGGAGAGAAGACCUUCAUCAAGUUUGAGAAGAGAGGAGGGUGUUUCUCUAGCGUUGGUGAUCAGCAGACAGGUCAGAUUCUGUCUUUGGGGAGUGGCUGUGAUCACAAGGCGGUAAUUGAACAUGAGCUCCUCCAUGCUCUGGGCUUUUACCAUGAACAGUCCCGCACAGACAGGGAUGACUAUGUCACCAUCUGGCUGGAUCAAGUCACACCUGGAAUGGAACACAACUUCAAUAAAUACAAUGAUGACUUCAUCACAGAUCAAAACACGCCAUACGACUAUGAGUCCAUUAUGCAUUACCGACCCUUUUCUUUUAAUAAGAAUGAGUCUGUCCCCACUAUAACCACCAAAAUUCCACAAUUCAUCAACAUCAUUGGCCAGUACCUCGACUUCAGCAAGUUGGAUACCCUCAGGCUGAAUCGGAUGUACAACUGCUCUGGUCCUCUCACUCUACUUGACCAGUGUGCCUUUGAGUAUGCCAGUAUCUGUGGCAUGAUCCAGGCUUCCAGUGAUGAUGCAGACUGGGUCCACACUAAGAGCAGUAUUGGAUCAGAGGAUCACACACUGUUAGGAAGAUGCAGAGAUGCUGGUUACUUCAUGCAUUUCAUUACCAAAACUGGGAAACCUGACCAAGCUGCUCUGUUGGAGUCCAGAACACUCUACCCCAGGAGGACCCAUCAGUGUCUACAGUUCUUUUACAAGAUGACAGGAAGCCCCAAGGACAGGCUGGUGAUCUGGGUUAAAAUGGAUGAUGGAACAGGGACCAUUCGCAAAAUGAAGAAACUACACACCUUUACAGCUGAUUCUGACCUUUUAUGGAAGAUUGUCCAUGUCCCAAUGGAGGUGGAUGUGAAAUUCCGCUACGCUUUCCAAGCUGUACGUGGUGAUCCUACUGUGUCUACUGGUGGCAUCUACAUCGAUGACAUCAGCCUGACAGAGACACGCUGCCCCAACAAUGUGUGGACCAUCAGGAACUUUUCGCAGAUCAUGGAGACAGCCACCCCCGACACGGUCAUCCAUAGUCCACGUUUCUACAGCCCUGAAGGCUAUGCUUACGGUGUCCGCCUCAUUCCUUUGUCCAGUUACAGUGACUACACAGGAAACUAUGUUGGGCUGUACUUCCAGCUACUCAGCGGGGAGAACGAUUGGGUGAUGCAGUGGCCUGCAGUAAACAGACAAGCCACCUUGGUAGUGAUGGACCAAGACCCAGACAUUAAGUUGAGGAUGUCCACAGCUCGCAGCCUUACUACUAAUAUGAUGCUAACAUCAGAUGGAAACUAUUUCUGGGACAAUCCCUCCAAGGUGGGGGUGUUUGAUCUUUCUUGUAAUUGCUACAGAGGGCCGUCAUGGGGCUGGAGGAACUUUGUCAAGCACUUUGACCUCCGGCGACGUAAUUACCUUAAGAAUGAUGACCUUAUUAUUUUCAUCAACUUUGAGGAUAUUUCCUCACUGAUCAAGACCGAAGUUCCCAUCAGGCCAAAGGAAUAAAAUCACAAGAUGACC
Molecule: messenger RNA, 1965 nt
Organism: Sphaeramia orbicularis (orbiculate cardinalfish)
Lineage: Eukaryota; Metazoa; Chordata; Actinopteri; Kurtiformes; Apogonidae
Gene: mep1a.1
Product: meprin A, alpha (PABA peptide hydrolase), tandem duplicate 1
Exons: 13
Coding region: 142-1950 (602 amino acids)
Biological process (GO): proteolysis
Cellular component (GO): membrane
Molecular function (GO): metalloendopeptidase activity; zinc ion binding; protein binding
Source: RefSeq, a predicted model, not a curated record